CAGUAUCACAAUGGGAAAGGGAUCAAAAUCAAACAUCCGACUAUUCACGUUCAGUCUGCUUACGCUGAGUAUGGCUAUUAUCGGCGUGUCUUGUAUAUAUACCAUAUCCGGGGAAAUUUAUGGCGGUGACGUAGAAAAUUUGUUAAAUGUACCGUAUAUAGUGUCCCUCAGCUCUCCCAACUUGACAACUUGGGAUGGACUUUUUUGUGGUGGAUCUAUUCUGUCAUCCUCGUGGAUUCUUAUAGCGGCUCAUUGCGUAAAGCACGUGCAACCCGACGAACUGUUAGUUCGUGCAGGAUCACGGUUCAUGCACAAAGGAGGACAAGUUCAGAAUGUGAUCAGAAUUAUCGUGCAUGAGCUUUACAAUGGUGUAACACUACUUGAUCGCGACUUUGCCCUUCUGGAAUUAGCCUCACCGUUGGUCAUUGGGAAAACCGUCCAAGAAAUAGAUUUGUACGAUUUCAAGGAUAAAUAUAUCCCUGGAGAAAUGUGCAUUGUCGCUGGUUGGGGUAGAAUAAGAUCAUCUGAAGGUGCCAAGGAACGUCUGCACAGUGUUAUGGUCCCGCUAGUGGAUUUUAAUGAGUGCAAAAAGGUUUUUGACAAUAUUAAUCGGGUAAUUACCAAACAAAUGCUGUGCGCGGGAGUACGUAAGAAGGAAAGUUGUACGGGAGACUCCGGUGGACCGCUGGUGUGCAGAAAUAAACUUAUUGGAGUCGCUUCCUUCGGAUCCAAAUGUGGCGCUUCCUACGGAGUAUAUGGGAACGUUUCGACGGUUAGAGAUUGGAUUAUAUUUCAUUCGGGCAUUUAAGGGUGUUUGGAUGAGGAGCUAGAUACUUUACUAUCUCAGGCCGUUAAAAACCAACAAAUAUUUUCACUGUUAAACAAAAUAAAAAGAUGCUGUAAAAUUUAAAAUCGUAAUGUAGGAUUAGCGCAAACACGAAUGCGUGUUUUCCGGAAUCUGGAAUCUUGUAUGAGGUUACAAGAAAAAUAUAAAAUAAAUUAUUGUCAUUUAGAAUAACUUAACGGAUUAACCGAUGACGGGAUUUCAGGUGGAAUGAA
Toxorhynchites rutilus septentrionalis is the source of this 1059-nucleotide messenger RNA. RefSeq names its product trypsin 3A1-like. Bases 11 to 808 code for a protein of 265 amino acids. NCBI's taxonomy places the organism in Eukaryota, Metazoa, Arthropoda, Insecta, Diptera, Culicidae. The record is from RefSeq and is a predicted model, not a curated record. The transcript has a single exon. Gene Ontology annotation, molecular function: serine-type endopeptidase activity. Gene Ontology annotation, biological process: proteolysis.